This is a messenger RNA of Coregonus sp. 'balchen', 14775 nucleotides long. The record is from the annotation of a GenBank genome assembly. Lineage: Eukaryota; Metazoa; Chordata; Actinopteri; Salmoniformes; Salmonidae.
CGUCAGAAGGGCAUCGGCAGUCGGCAGAAUUGACCCUAGUUACAAAUGCCCUUUUCAUCCCUGAUUACAAGGAAUUAGCUAUAUUCUCAUGGAUUGAAUGUCGGGAAUAAUUGUCACUGACAAAGACAAUACUCGCUGAUCAUUACUGCCACACUGAGAUGUCGGGAGAGACGAGUUCACAGGUGAGAGAAUUGGCUAGUUAGCUAGCACUCUGCAUAACAUUCAUACCAGUGAUAACAUUCCGCGCAGUGAGGCAUGCGCCAUUUUUACAGCCAACCCGAAACGCGCUGAUUGGUUUACUCACGCGCCCUUCUGCACCUCCGAGCUUUACCAUUGGAUAAUACAUCUUAUAAAUCAAAGGGUUUACAUUAGAAAUAACAUCUGCCUCACCAUCAGCAGCCACACCCAUUGAACCUGUAGAUUAUACGUUUAUAUAAUGUUAUGUUUAGCUGUCCUUUUCUAGUGGCAGAUUGACAGUUCCUGUAGUAAAAAUUAUAUGUGCGUUCAUUCAUGAAACUAGCCCUAAAUAACAGCAUAAUAUGAUGUUGCUCCCUGUCAGAGCUUCUAGAGUUGCUGUACUAUAUGCCUGCAACCAAUGUUGCCUGCGUAGUAACCCGGAGACUGCCGCGCAGAAAUAUCAACACAGAGAGAAGGACGAGAUUGAAUUGAACUCAACUUUCUAGAGCAGUGGUCACCAACCGGUCUAUCGCGAUCUACUGGUCGAUCUCCAAGGCAUUCCUAUUCGAUCGCCAAACAUUUCUGUAAAAACCCCAAAGAUAAAGCCUUGAGUUUUCGUCUGGGCUGUUAGCGGUAGGUACUCCCGAUUCAGCUGCCAUGCGUGCCGGAUAGGCGAACUGUUGCCAGUUUGAACCAUUUCAUGUGUCUGAAGGUACAAACUCUGCCUUCCCGGCGGGCCCAGAGAGCAAACCAAGUGCACUAUGGGUUACCGCUGGCCAAUCGGAUGGCUCAGAUGACCGUGUCUGCAGUAAUGUAGCAGGCACAAGAAAUCUACAGCCAAAUGGAUACUAUGAGAUUUCAAAACGUUUAAAACCAUGACUAGAGAGAGACUGUCAACGAAUACAGCAAAGAGCUGCUGUUUUUAUGAGUGAGCAUAUGUUUAAAUUCUUACUCAGCACUGUCAACACUUUGUAGUCAACACUUUUAUAAGCUAUUUCCACUCAGCGCUACAACACGCACUGCAGCAGUAAUGAAUGAGUAGGAAAGUGUAUCUAUAGGCUUGCGUUGUUGUUAUUAUUAGCGGCUUGAGUCUUUUUUUAAUAUCGAUGAAUACAUCACUUUCUCUGUUCGUAGGAGUAACAACAUGAAUUUGUGCAUGAAGCAGAAAUAAUGCUGUGCGAUUCGAGUUUCGCCAUCAGCUGGUAGACGGUGUCCUUUUUUGGUCAGUGUCCCUUAUUGGUCAGUGUCAGUGGAGGAAAGGGAGAGCAGAGGGCUCUUGAGGCUGACCCUCAGUCUGCUGCUCUCUCCCUCUGCUGAGACUGACCAUCAGAUGCAGGCACCAUCAGCCCAGUAAAAUGUAAAUAAAAAGCAAUUUAUUUAAAUGUAUGCUCACUCAGCUGUCCGUCACAAGUAAUACAACAACGGAUCUAUUACCGGUGUGAUAUAUAGCCUACCUCAAAUUUUUAAUAUAAUUUUAAGAAAUGGCCUGAACAACAAUGCAUUGGCAGGGCAAUUUAAGCAAAGCCAAUAUGUGGUGAUAAUGGAUUGGGCCUAUAGCUUGAAUAAACAGGUUAAUGUCAAGCUCUGCAUGUUUUUUCCAAAAAUCUCAUGGAUUGUAGCCCUGCAUUGAACACCACACAUUGGCUGCUACUGUAGACUGAAUGAUAGAACAGCUAUUUCCAUGUUAAAAUGUUAUGGAAUGCCUUUUCUCCAUAGUUUUUGAUAGUAGGCCACACUGGUAGGCCUACAUUAUGAUCAAAUAGCCACAGUAGCCUGCAUGCCCACAGUAACUUAAAGCAGGGUACAGCCUCAGUGUUCACAGUAAACACGCGCUGAAAGAAUUUUCACAACGUUCAAGUUUGCGCUCAGCAGACCUGACAUUUGCUCAGUGCCUAAUUUUUUUUGAGGGAACAUUGCCUGCAACAUCCAGUGUGUCAAUUCUUGUCUUGUCCUAUAAAAACUAAAGGUUGCCAGCUUUGAAUGGGAUCAGAUUUAAACAGAAAAAUCUAUAUUCUUUUCAUAUCGGCGCUUUCCACAUACAUACAUGUCUAUUUCGUAACCAUUUGGAAAAUGCUUAAACAAAGGAUCUUACUGAAGUCCAUCACUACCCCUCCCUGCUCAGAAUAACUGACACAAUGAAUCGGCACUCUUGACUUAUCAGCUAGGACCAGGGAGAUGGGGGUGUAGGAAGUUAAGAGGCAUAGUUGUUGAGUAUCUCUAGGGCUAGGUUAUAUGUCUUGCCACUGCUCCCCACAUAGACACAGCAGGCUUUCACAGCUCUACAGACGACACAAAGUGCUGCUCUGCGUGUAGAAGCUAAGGUUUACUGAGAACGAUGGAGGGACCUUAUAAGUACAUCAGGGUAAGAGGAAAGCAAUUCAAGCAGAGUUUAUAUUUAUUUUAUUAUAUGGAGCAGUUAUAUGUGGAGUUGGGACAAUAUGAAGGGAAUAACUGCCAUGAACUGCAACUACAUGUAGAAGUUUAAAAACUCCAUUAUUGGAAAAAUGGCUGUUGUAAUGUAUUGCUUUCAUGUGUUUUUCCAACAGGAUGGGAAUGGGAAAGUUAGCCGGGUCAUAAGGAUUGGAACCAGAAAGAGCCAGGUAAGAUACCUUUGGUGGUUUAGUGGAACCAAAUUUCAUUUUAUUUUAGAUUUCAGGUAAUGUAAUUUUUCACUUUCAUUUUUUUUCCAGUGUCAGUAAAACAACUGUAGAGUUUAACUUUUGAAUGGCGAAACAGCUUUUGAAUGGGGGGCACAGAGCGUGGCAACUCCUUAUCAGAUAAGGUUCCCCUCUCUGUUCCCUCAGAUACAGCAGUCAAGGACGUCUACACCUCCUGUAACAGAGAUAGUCCAUUCACUGCUCCAAGAAUGUCUAGCCUUUUACUACAGCUUCCCACUGAUUUGAUAACGCACGGCUGAACAUUUGCUUCCUGAAUAGCCUAUGAUAUUCAGUAUUAUCCAAGAAGUGAACUAGCUAGAAACCAACCAUCCAAAAUGCACACACACACAAGUUAUGUCAUCCAAAUUGAAUUGAUUUCUGUUAAUUUGUUGACCUCAGCUGGCUCGUAUUCAGACGGACAGCGUUGCAGAAAAGCUGAAGGGACUGUACCCCGAUGUCCACUUAGAAAUAGGUGAGUCCAGGUGUACGGCAAUACACUCUUAGAAAAAAAGGUGCUAUCUAGAACCUAAAAGAGUUCUUCGGCUGUCCCCAUAGGAGAACCCUUUGAAGAACCCUUUUGGGUUCCAUGUACAGAGGAUUCUACUUGGAACCCAAAAGAGUUCUACUUGGAACCCAAAAGGGUUCUACCUGGAACCAAAUAGGGUUCUCCUAUGUCAACAGAUGAAAAACAACAACUUUGGAGAAAAUAAAUGUGUGUAUGAAAAAAAGGUUUUAUACUGUAUAUACAGGUAACUGCCAAAAUAAUGGAAAGACUUGAGUAAAUGAAGGACACAAAUUAUAUUGAAAGCAGGUUCUUCCACACAGAUGUGUUUCCUGAGUUAAUUAAGCAAUUAACAUCCCAUCAUCCUUAGGGUCAUGUAUAAAAAUGCUGGGCAGGUAAUUAUUUAGGCAAUUAUUUGGGCUACCAUGGCUAUGCCGCCAUAGGAUGACAAUGCCCCCAUACACAGGGCAUGAGUGGUCACUGAAUGGUUUGAUGAGCAUGAAAACAAUGUAAACCAUAUGCCGUAGCUGUCUCAGUCACCAGAUUUCAUCCAAAUCUAAGAGUUAUGGAAGAUUCUGGAGCGGCACUUGAGACAGCGUUUUCCAUCAGCAUUAACAAAACACCAAAUGGUGGAAUUUCUUGUGGAAGAAUGGUGUUGCAUCCCUCCAAUAGAGUUCCAGACACUUGUAGAAUAUAUGCCAAGGUGCAUUGAAGGUGUUCUGGCUCGUGCUGGCCCAAUGCUCUAUAAAGACACUUUAUGUUGGUGUUUCCUUUAUUUUGGCAGUUACCUACAGUGAGGGAAAAAAGUAUUUGAUCCCUGCUGAUUUUGUACGUUUGCCCACUGACAAAGAAAUGAUCAGUCUAUAAUUUUAAUGGUAGGUUUAUUUGAACAGUGAGAGACAGAAUAACAACAAAAGAAUCCAGAAAAAUGCAUGUAAAAAAUGAUAUAAAUUGAUUUGCAUUUUAAUGAGGGAAAUAAGUAUUUGACCCCCUCUCGAUCAGAAAGAUUUCUGGUUCCCAUGUGUCUUUUGUUGUUAUUCUGUCUCUCACUGUUCAAAUAAACCUACCAUUAAAAUGAUAGACUGAUCAUGUCUUUGUCAGUGGGCAAACGUACAAAAUCAGCAGGGGAUCAAAUACUUUUUUCCCUCACUGUAUAUGUUCUGUUAUUGAUAGUGCAGUAAUCUUUGACUAUGGAGAUGCAUCACCAAUAAGUUAUGUACAAUACAGUAAUUAAACGACUAUAUCACUUUGAAUAUGUCCUUCUCUUUCUGUGUCAGUUGGCAUGACAACUACAGGGGACAAAAUCCUUGACACAGCGUUAUCAAAGGUAAAUCUGUUUAUAAACUAAAGUGUGCCUCAUCAGAACUAAAUUGUUUCCCAAAUUGUUCAUUUGACUUGACUCAGUAGUGUGCGAAAACCACUGGCACCUCUAUUGUUAUUCAAGAUAAUUUAUUUUACACUGUGUACAUAUAAACUUAUGGUCUGAACUGGAAAUGUUAUGGGGUUAACAGUUAGUAACCUAUAUGCUUUCUAAAUGCAGAUUGGAGAGAAGAGCCUUUUCACCAAGGAGCUGGAGACCGCUCUGGAGAGGAACGAGUAAGUCUAAUUUUGUCUUCUGGAACUGGCAUUUCAGUUGGAUCCACACAACCAACAACUCAUUUUCAACGUUAAAGAAAAACUAUAGAAAAUGUUCAAAAUUAAUAACAAAAAUGGUUGAUGUAUUGAUUGCGUAUGUCUUCACACCCCAGAGUUAAUACUUGCUGGAAGCACCUUUGGUUGCCAUUACAGCUGUGAAUAAUUUUGAAUAAGAUUCUACCAACUUUGCACAACUCUUAGGGCAACAUACAUUCAUUGUUUUUGUCAAAAUGUCUCAAGCUCAGUAAGUUUGGGUGGGAUCAUUGAUGGACAGCAAUAUUCAAACCUUGUCUCUGAUUUUCAAGCAAAGUCAGGACUGAGGCUCGACCACUCAUGAACAAUCGACACCUCUUGAAAAGCAAUUCACUAGGCACUGUACAUUCAAACUGUAGGCUACAUUACUAUUAGGAAAGCUACUACUGUCGAGGUACUUUCUUUAUUACAAUGUAAUGGCAUACAUUUUGAGUAGCUUCAAAAUGUCAUUAAUGUCUUCAAGACUUUGUUUUUUAGUUUUUUUUUACUCUUCACUCUGAAGUGUAGCAAAAUAAAUGACUCUGUUGUGAUGUGUCUCCUAUAGGGUAGAUUUGGUGGUCCACUCUUUGAAAGACUUGCCCACGACUCUACCUCCUGGCUUUACCAUAGGAGCUGUGCUAAAGUAAGUCGACACAAUAGUGCCUCUGUAAGGAUCCACAGAGAAAUCAAACACACUGUCCUAAUUCAUCUGGGCCUCUUUUGUUGGUGUUCAAACCUUUGAACAUACUGAUUUACAUUUACAUUAACAUUUUAGUCAUUUAGCAGACGCUCUUAUCCAGAGCGACUUACAGUUAGAUUUGAUGUGAAACACUAUCAGUUUUACUCACAUAUUGUAAAAUAUUUAAAUAUAUUUUUUUCUAAGUUUUUACAGGUUCCUACACAUAGAUGUCAUUGAAAAUAUAGAUUUGAAAUCAUGAUCUAGCUAGCCUAGCUAUGUGUAUAUACAUGUAUUUUGAAUAUUCCAAGCGCACUAGUGUAUAACUUUCUGAAAAUCUAUUAUUGUAGGAUUUCUUCACCACUACUGUGGAAUGAAGUAGCCUCAGAUAUUUUCAUGGUAAAUCGUUUUUUUCUUCCUGUUCUUUUAAGGCGGGAGAAUCCCCAUGACGCAGUGGUCUUGCAUCCCAAAAACAAGGGAAAAUCCCUUGACACCCUGCCCGACAAGAGGUACAAAACACAGUUGAAUUUUACUCAUGAUAUUGUUUGAUUAUUUUCCAAUCUGUUUUAAAGAAGGAGUGGCUUGACAGUGAUCUUGAUGUGGUUAUUUCAUAGUGUGAUAGGCACAAGUUCCCUGCGACGGGCUGCUCAGCUAAAGAAACGAUUCCCUCACCUGGAGUUUAAAGAUAUUGUAUCCUUUCUCUCACUGCUACUUUCAUUCACUGCCACUCACAGUAUAGCAAAGGAUCAAAACAGGAUCUUCAUUUCAAAUCUGAUGCACAUCAUAUCAGUAAUGAAUACAUCCUAUAGAGAGUUGUGAGUUUGUUUCCUUAGUGUGUUUUCUUCCAGCGAGGAAACCUCAACACAAGGUUGAAGAAGCUGGAUGAAAAGGACGACUUCUCUGCCAUUAUUCUGGCUGCAGCUGGACUCCGUCGCAUGGGCUGGGAUAGCCGAGUCAGCCAGGUAGCUACUUCCAACACUCCACAUCAAAACACCUUGUCCAUACCAUAGAGAUAAAUCAAGAUUCAUCUUAAUUCAUCAAGAUUCAAUUGUAUGUGGUUUUUAGACAAUAUCUAAGCCUAUAUAUAGCCUAUAGCUAGGGCACUGAGUUUUUCCAAGUGUUCACAUGGUCAUGGAAAACCUCCUGGCCCUACAUAAUGUAUCCACCUACCUAGAAUAUUGGGCAGUUAUCUUUAAUUUCUGUCUUUGCAUUUGCAGAUCCUGGGCCCUGAGGACUGUAUGUACGCUGUUGGACAGGUGGGUAGAUUUACUUUAUGAAGGAGAAAUGGGCAACUUUAACUCUAAUACCUGUGGUCCUUAAUCCAUUGUGUAAUAACAAAAAAACGCUAAAUUGUUGUUAAAACUGAAUAUUUUACCCUGAAAGGGUAUAUCAGAGUUACUAACCCAUUGUCAUUAGGCCUUUGGCCUAGACUCCUUUUGGCACUGUAUAUGUGAGGAUUAUAAUUUUCAGCGUGGUCUUAACUGACUGAGGGUCCAUUGCUUGGCUGUGUUCCAGGGGGCUCUUGCCAUCGAGGUGCGGACCAGAGACGAGGACAUCCUGGAGAUGGUGUCUGUUCUGCACGACCCCAACACGGUCCUGCGCUGUAUUGCAGAGCGAGCCUUCCUCAGACGACUGGCAAGUCUUACUCUGUCUCCUAGAUGUUUUAUUAUAGUGUGUCCAGUGUAUCUGUGAAUUGUUGGCUGCUAGUGUAUUGUCGAUGCUUCUUAAUAUAGAUACUCAUAAAGGACCAGUUUCCUAGACACAGAUUAGCCUAGGCCUAGUCCUGGACUAAAAAGCAUGCUCAAUGGAGAAUCACCAUUGAAAGGGCUUUUUAGUCUAGGACGUGUUUAAUCUGUGUCUGGGAAACCGGCCAUUAAGGUACAAUAGUAAGUGAAAGUAGAAGAAUUUACAGUAAAAAAAUAAACACUGAAACCUGCCCGAACAAGGAGGGGAGGCAGCCUCGGCGGAAGUCGUGACAGUACCCCACCGAGCCGCGCGACACAUGAAACGAGGGGUUAAUACGGUAAUCAGGGGGAAGUAAUAACCUAUAAGUGACCUCGUUGACUAUCCUCAGGACUUUGAACGGCCCCACAAACCGCGGGCUCAGCUUCCGGCAGGGCAGGCGGAGGGGCAGAUUCCGGGUCGAGAGCCAGACCCGAUCCCCCGGUACAAAGACGGGGGACUCACUGCGGUGGCGGUCAGCGUUGGCCUUCUGACCACGCACAGCGCGUUGGAGGUAAACGUGGGCAGCAUCCCACAUCUCCUCCGCGUGCCGAAACCAGUCAUCCACCGCAGGAGCCUCAGUCUGGCUCUGGUGCCACGGUGCCAGAACCGGUUGGUAACCUAGAAUACACUGGAAAGGUGUUAGGUUAGUGGAGGAGUGUGGAGAGAGUUCUGGGCAUAUUCUGCCCAUGGCAAGAACACCGACCACUCCCCCGGCCGGUCCUGGCAGUAGGACCGCAGGAGGAACCUACCCACGUCCUGAUUUACCCGUUCUACCUGCCCAUUACUCUCGGGGUGGAACCCAGAUGUCAGGCAGACCGAGACCCCCAGACGUUCCAUGAACGCCUUCCAGACCUUGGACGUGAACUGGGGACCUCGGUCAGACACUAUAUCCACUGGUACCCCGUAGUGCCGGAAGACGUGUGUAAACAGGGCCUCCGCAGUUUGCAGAGCCGUGGGGAGACCGGGCAGAGGAAGGAGGCGGCAGGGUUUAGAAACACGGUCCACAACGACCAGGAUGGUAGUGUUAUCUUGGGAGAGGGGAAGAUCAGUUAGAAAAUCAACACUUAGGUGAGACCAUGGUCGUUGUGGAACUGGUAAAGGUUGUAACUUACCAGCUGGGAGGUGCCUAGGUGCCUUACUCUGGGUGCACACUGUGCAGGUGGAGACAUACACCCUCACGUCCUUAGCCAAGGUAGGCCACCAGUAUUUUCCGGUCAGGCAGCGCACUGUACGGCCGAUACCUGGGUGACCAGAGGAGGGUGACGUGUGUGCCCAGUAGAUCAGACGAUCACGGAUAAGAGCAGGCACGUACUGUAGCCCAUCUGGACACUGUGGUGGAAAGGGAUCCGUGCGUAAUCCCUGCUCUAUAUCGGCGUCCUUCGCCCAUACUACCGGCGCCACAAUGCAGGAGGCCGGCAGUAUGGGAGUGUUGUCUCUGGGCCUCUCCUCUGUGUCAUACAGCCGGGACAGCGCGUCUGCCUUGACGUUCUUCGUACCCAGGAUGUAUGAUAGAGUGAAAUCAAACCGGGUCAAGAAUAUGGCCCACCUGGCCUGGCGAGGAUUCAGCCUCCUCGCUGCCCGGAUGUACUCCAGGUUACGGUGGUUCGUCCAGACGAGGAAAGGGUGUUUUGCCCCCUCGAACCAAUGCCUCCACACGGUCAAGGCUCGGACAACAGCCAACAGCUCCCGAUCACCAACGCCGUAGUUCUGCUCCGCCGGGCUGAGCUUCUUCGAAAAGAACGCACAGGGGCGGAGCUUGGGUGGCGUAUCCGAGCGUUGAGACAGGACAGCUCCUAUCCCAACCUCGGACGCAUCCACCUCCACUACGAACGGUAGUGAUGAAUCGGGGUGGGCCAGUACUGGGGCUGAGGUGAACAGACCCCGCAGUUUGCUGAAGGCCAGGUCAGCCUCAGCAGAGCAGCGGAGCCGGGACGGCCCACCCUUCAACAGAGAGGUAAUGGGAGCUGCGACCUUGCCAAAGCCCCGGAUAAACCUCCGAUAAUAGUUGGCAAAGCCAAGGAAGCGCUGCACCUCCUUAACCGUGGUUGGAGUCGGCCAAUUACGCAUGGCUGAAAUGCGAUCUCCCUCCAUCUCCACACCUGAGGUUGAAAUGCGGUAUCCAAGGAAGGAGACUGACUGCUGGAAAAAAAAUACACUUCUCUGCCUUAGCAUAAAGGUCAUUUUCCAACAGUCGGGCCAGCACCUUGCGAACCAGGGACACAUGCUCGGCGCGCGUAGUGGAAUACACCAGGAUGUCAUCAAUGUAGACCACUACACCGCGACCAAGCAUGUCCCGAAACACCUCGUUCACAAAGGACUGGAAAACUGAGGGAGCAUUCAUCAAACCAUAGGGCAUCACCAGGUAUUCAUAAUGCCCUGUGGUUGUGCUGAAUGCUGUCUUCCACUCAUCUCCCUCUCGGAUACGCACCAGGUUGUAGGCACUCCUGAGAUCUAAUUUGGUGAAGAAGCGCGCCCCAUGCAUUGAUUCAAUCACUGAAGGAAGGAGGGGGAGAGGAUAACUAAAUCUUAUCGUCUCCCUGUUCAGUGGUCGAUAAUCAAUGCAUGGGCGCAGACCUCCGUCCUUCUUUUUCACAAAGAAGAAACUCAAGGAGGUGGGUGAAGUGGAGGAACGUAUAUACGCCUGGCGCAGGGACUCGGUGACAUAUGUUUCCAUAGCCACCGUUUCAGCCUGUGACAGGGGGUAUACAGUGGGGGAAAAAAGUAUUUAGUCAGCCACCAAUUGUGCAAGUUCUCCCACUUAAAAAGAUGAGAGAGGCCUGUAAUUUUCAUCAUAGGUACACGUCAACUAUGACAGACAAAUUGAGAAAAAAUAAUCCUGAAAAUCACAUUGUAGGAUUUUUUAUGAAUUUAUUUGCAAAUUAUGGUGGAAAAUAAGUAUUUGGUCACCUACAAACAAGCAAGAUUUCUGGCUCUCACAGACCUGUAACUUCUUCUGUCCUCCACUCGUUACCUGUAUUAAUGGCACCUGUUUGAACUUGUUAUCAGUAUAAAAGACACCUGUCCACAACCUCAAACAGUCACACUCCAAACUCCACUAUGGCCAAGACCAAAGAGCUGUCAAAGGACACCAGAAACAAAAUUGUAGACCUGCACCAGGCUGGGAAGACUGAAUCUGCAAUAGGUAAGCAGCUUGGUUUGAAGAAAUCAACUGUGGGAGCAAUUAUUAGGAAAUGGAAGACAUACAAGACCACUGAUAAUCUCCCUCAAUCUGGGGCUCCACGCAAGAUCUCACCCCGUGGGGUCAAAAUGAUCACAAGAACGGUGAGCAAAAAUCCCAGAACCACACGGGGGGACCUAGUGAAUGACCUGCAGAGAGCUGGGACCAAAGUAACAAAGCCUACCAUCAGUAACACACUAUGCCGCCAGGGACUCAAAUCCUGCAGUGCCAGACGUGUCCCCCUGCUUAAGCCAGUACAUGUCCAGGCCCGUCUGAAGUUUGCUAGAGUGCAUUUGGAUGAUCCAGAAGAGGAUUGGGAGAAUGUCAUAUGGUCAGAUGAAAACAAAAUAGAACUUUUUGGUAAAAACUCAACUCGUCGUGUUUGGAGGACAAAGAAUGCUGAGUUGCAUCCAAAGAACACCAUACCUACUGUGAAGCAUGGGGGUGGAAACAUCAUGCUUUGGGGCUGUUUUUCUGCAAAGGGACCAGGACGACUGAUCCGUGUAAAGGAAAGAAUGAAUGGGGCCAUGUAUCGUGAGAUUUUGAGUGAAAACCUCCUUCCAUCAGCAAGGGCAUUGAAGAUGAAACGUGGCUGGGUCUUUCAGCAUGACAAUGAUCCCAAACACACCGCCCGGGCAACGAAGGAGUGGCUUCGUAAGAAGCAUUUCAAGGUCCUGGAGUGGCCUAGCCAGUCUCCAGAUCUCAACCCCAUAGAAAAUCUUUGGAGGGAGUUGAAAGUCUGUGUUGCCCAGCGACAGCCCCAAAACAUCACUGCUCUAGAGGAGAUCUGCAUGGAGGAAUGGGCCAAAAUACCAGCAACAGUGUGUGAAAACCUUGUGAAGACUUACAGAAAACGUUUGACCUGUGUCAUUGCCAACAAAGGGUAUAUAACAAAGUAUUGAGAAACUUUUGUUAUUGACCAAAUACUUAUUUUCCACCAUAAUUUGCAAAUAAAUUCAUUAAAAAUCCUACAAUGGGAUUUUCUGGAUUUCUUUUCCUCAUUUUGUCUGUCAUAGUUGACGUGUACCUAUGAUGAAAAUUACAGGCCUCUCUCAUCUUUUUAAGUGGGAGAACUUGCACAAUUGGUGGCUGACUAAAUACUUAUUUUCCCCACUGUAUAUGACUCCUGGGAGGUACAGCGUCUACCCAGAGGUUUAUCGCGCAACAGCCCGCCCGAUGAGGUGGUAAUUUAGUAGCCUGCGUUUUAGAGAACGCUUGCACCAGAUCUAGGUAUUCAGGGGGAAUGCACACGGUGGAGGUACUGUCUGGACUUUCCACCGUGGUUGCACCAACGGAAACACCAAGACACCUACCCUGACACUCUCACGACCACCCUGUGAGAACCAUCUGCAUGAGAAGAUGGGGUUGUGGAGUGCUAGCCAAGGGAUACCUAAUACCACACCGUGUCGGCCCACUCCAGGGCUUUCCCACAGAGGCAGGAAACGAGGACGGACACCUUCUCCCGCUCCGAUGGUGCCGGCCUGAUGCUGGCAAAGUAAAGCUCCAAUUGGAGGAGGAAUCCCUGGCACAGCGCCGCUGUCCACUCAAACGCCCGUGGUCAGGAUAUCUGGAUCCCUGCUGGGGUGUAGGUGGCUGGAUCCGGUUGGCCAGCUGGUCUUGACAGAUCGGGUCCGCUCCUCUCCAGGCAUUGGACGACCUGAAGAACCUGAUCCAUCGCUUCCCCCAAGCUGGCCAGCGUCGUGAAGUGCUCCUGGACCCGUGCCACGACUCCAGGCAUGCACUCUUCUCCUGCUGACUCCAUAGCGGGUGGGUGAUUCUGUGAUGCGUGUGAUAGGAGUCAGGCACAGGAGAGUAAUACGCAUCCAAAGAGUUUAUUCCGUCGAUAAACAGUUGAGCAAGCAUGCGACAACAAAACUCAGGCACAGGGGAAAUAUCUACCCUGGCAACAACAAGGUAAGGGUAGCUCAACCGAGCUACACACAGCUCACUACAAACAAUCACCCACACAGACAAGGAAGCAGAGGGAACACUUAUACAAUAACUCAAUUGGGGAUAAGAACCAGGUGUGUGUGAUUAAUUAGACAAGACAAGUGGAGUGAUGAUAAAUGGAUCGGCAGCAGCUAGUAAGCCGGUGACGACGAAACCUGCCCGAACAAGGAGGGGAGGCAGCCUCGGCGGAAGUCGUGACAUAUUCUUUCAAUUUUUUAUAAUGGAUUUAAUGGUGCUCCGUGGGAUGUUCAAAGUUUCAGAUAUUUUUUUAUAACCCAACCCUGAUCUGUACUUCUCCACAACUUUGUCCCUGACCUGUUUGGAGAGCUCCUUGGUCUUCAUGGUGCCGCUUGCUUGGUGGUGCUGCAGAACAGGUGUAUAUAUAUACUGAGAUCAUGUGACACUUAGAUUGCACACAGGUGGACUUCAUUUAACUAAUUAUGUGACUUCUGAAGGUAAUUGGUUGCACCAGAUCUUAUUUAGGGGCUUCAUAGCAAAGGGGGUGAAUACAUAUGCACGCACCACUUUUCCGUUAUUUAUGUUUUAGAAUUUUUUGAAACAAGUUAUUUUUUAAAUUUCACUUCACCAAUUUGGACUAUUUUGUGUAUGUCCAUUACAUUUACAUUUUACAUUUUUAGUCAUUUAGCAGACGCUCUUAUCCAGAGCGACUUACAGUUAGUGAAUACAUAUAUUUUUAUACUGCCCCCCCGUGGGAAUCGAACCCACAACCCUGGCGUUGCAAACGCCAUGCUCUAUCAACUGAGCUACAUCCCUGCCGGCCAUUCCCUCCCCUACCCUGGACGACACUGGGCCAAUUGUGCGCCGCCCAUGAGUCUCCCGGUCGCGGCCGGCUGCGACCGAGCCUGGAUUCGAACCAGGAUCUCUAGUGGCACAGUUAGCACUGUGAUGCAGUGCCUUAGACCACUGCGCCACUCAGGAGACUCAAUUACAUGAAUUCCAAAUAGAAAUCCAUUUAAAUUACAGGUUGUAAUGCAACAAAAUAGGAAAAACGCCAAGGGGGAUGAAUACUUUUGCAAGGCACUGUAACUAUCUGCAUUGACCCUUUUUGCACCAACUUUUUUUGCCCCAUCACAUACGCUGCUGCUACUGUUUAUUAUCUGUCAUGUUGACUAAUCACUUUAUUCCUAGUUAUUCAGUAUGUACAUAUCUACCUCAAUUACUUCGUACCCCUGCACAUCGACUCGGUACUGGUACCCUGUGUAUAUAGCCAAGUUAUCAUUACUCAUUGUGUAUUUAUUAUUACUUUUAUUAUUACGUAUUAUUACUUUUCUAUUAUUUCUCUAUUUUAUUUCUCUCUGCAUUGUUGGGAAGGGCCCAUAAUUAAGCAUUUCACUGUUAGUCUUCACCUGUUGUUUACAUUUUAUUUGAUUAAUUUAUAAUUCAGAAAAUGGAUACUGCAAAUGUCUAUUUUAUUGUAUGUCCCAUUAUAUUUGACUGUCUACACUCCAGUGUAAUCACUCUCGCUUGUUGUAGGAGGGGGGUUGCAGUGUACCAGUUGCUGUCCACACUGAAGUCAAGGACUCUCAGGUAAGGGCUUAUGACAUUUGCUAAGGUGUGCGUUAUUGCGUAUCCAUGGUUACGUGCGUGCAUGCUUUUGUAACUGUAGUGUUCUAUUAACCCCAGCUCUACCUGACGGGUGCAGUGUACAGCCUGGAUGGUUCAGACAGUCUCAAGGAGACCAUGCAGACCAGCAUUGCUUCAGACAAUAAGGUCAGACUACUGAUUUCUCACUCCCAGUCAGAACACAAGUGAACUCUUCUCAUUAAACAUAUCAGCUCACCAAGGGGCUCCCUUCUCAGGGCAUAUUUAUUUGGUUUAUUUAAGCUGUCUUUCCUCUGUGGUAGGUGGAAGAGCAAGUUGAUGAGCGGGUCCAGCGUGUUGGCGUCACAGCGAACAACAUGCCAGGCCCGGCCCAGGAUGCUUCUGAGAAGCUAGGUCUAGACCUGGCCAAUCUACUGCUGAGUAAAGGGGCUAAGGAGAUCCUUACCGUGGCCAGGCAGCUCAACGAUGCGCGAUAAACUCACUCUGUGCCCCCAGCUGGGUCUGGAGGUGUAACCUGCACUCACCGGUAGUCCACACUGAUAUUAAAGCUCUAACAUGACUGACUGAGGAUUCAUGAUAUAGAAUAGCACUGUCAGCACCACCAGACGUGGGUUCGAAUAGUAUUCGUUUUCGUUCAAAGUUUGAUUGAGCCUGCUUGGAGUGCCAGAACAUUAACGUACAGGUAACUGCCAAAAUAAUG